AUGGCAUUCAAGGUAUUUGCACUGGCCGUCCUUAUGGCCAUCGCCGUCGCCCGUCCAGAUAGCCCACCUAGAUAUAGCUAUUCUGCUCCCACACCCUCUUAUGCACCUGCCAAAUACGACUUCAACUACGCCGUCAACGACCCACCAUCUGGCAACGACUUCGGAGACGAGGAAAGCGUCACCUACAAUGUGAACGGUGACUCCGGUUACGUGGCUGAUGUCACCUACGAGGGAGAGGCACAGUACCCAACCCCAAAGGCCUCCUCUGGUCCUCCUCAGCCUUCCUACAAGCCUCCCACUCCCUCCUAUGCUUAA
Molecule: messenger RNA, 315 nt
Organism: Penaeus chinensis
Lineage: Eukaryota; Metazoa; Arthropoda; Malacostraca; Decapoda; Penaeidae
Exons: 3
Coding region: 1-315 (104 amino acids)
Cellular component (GO): extracellular matrix
Source: RefSeq, a predicted model, not a curated record